Camellia sinensis is the source of this 1475-nucleotide messenger RNA. Lineage: Eukaryota; Viridiplantae; Streptophyta; Magnoliopsida; Ericales; Theaceae. The record is from RefSeq and is a predicted model, not a curated record.
CUUCCCGGCUCUUGCUCCAGAGCCUAUAGAAAAUACUCCUGCGACAGUCCCGUUUUCUCAGGUAUACGACGAACAACUCCGACGUAGGACCCGGGAAAACUUCAUGUUUUUUUGCGAGUACUUUGACGUGGUUGCGGCACCUGAGAUCACAUGGCAGCCGUGGGACGUGAUACCAUUGGGGCUCUAAUUCCAGUAUGACACAGCUAGGGUCAUCACUCGCCAUCAUGUCCUUCUCGAGGGCCCGAUCUGCCGCACAUGGUUCUUGGGCGAGCGUUUCGCGUGCUAGACGUUAGGACUGCCUGCCCCAUUCAUACCGAUGGCACCUCCAAUGUCCAUAAGGGCGACGCACAGACUUUCUGCUGAGGAGGUGAUCUAGUUCAUGGUAGGACUAGAUGCGGACUAUUUUCGUGUAGAAGGCGAUUAUGCGACCUUCAUCCAGACACAUCUAAUGCCGCCUCUUACUAGCGUUCGUGGAGGUGAGGGAGCAGGAGCUCCAGCUGUGAGAGAGAGAGGCAGAGAGGCUAAAGCGACCAGGACUCAUGGCAGGAGAGAUUCUCAGACGAGGCAGAGAGCGGGAUGGCCAAAGCUGCCUACUUCACUGACUUGCUGGGGACGUUCUGGGGAGACCUAUCAGAUACCCAUUGAGCCUGCACCAGUUAGUCACGAGCUUGUCGGAGUUCGAGGCUCGAUUCCGGCAUCCAUAGAGUACACCGAGCAGGCUCUUGAGCUGGCGACUUCUCUGAUGGGGAUGGUACAGACGAGCAUGAACCUGCUCAGCCUCUACAGGAUUCCAAUAACUUCCCUCAGUUUGCACUUCAUGUCAUCAAAUUUUCUGCUGAUACAUUAGCACUUCAACUGUUCCACACUACACUGAUCUGAUACAUUGCACUAAAACACACGUAUAGAUACACUGCUCCCAUAUACUGCAUACAUACACUGCAUCGAUACACUGUAUCUGAUAUACAUCGCAACUAAUGUAUUCUAACAAACUGCCCUUUUCAGAUCCCUUUCCAGAUCCCAACUCCACCGGAUGUCCCAACAGGAGCCACAACAGGACCUUCGGUACCUCCUCCUACAACAAGGAGGAGAAGGAGACAAGCUCCGACACGUAGCCGAGGCAGAAUUAGGGGCACCCGCGGCGAGAGUGGCCCUUCAGAGCCCAUUCUAGGCGAGGAUGAUGAUGAGACGAGCGAGGAUGAGGGUGAGGCAACAAGCCUACAGUCAGAGUCAUCUGAGGAUGGAGACGACGAUGCCGGCUCGGAUUCUGCUAGUGGUGAGGCUGGAGAGACGGAGGAGGGCUCUGGUUCAAACUCUGAUUCAGAUUCAAACAGCGGUGCCGAUGGAGAUAGUGCCCCAGAGUCCGCUCCACCGAGGAAGAGAACGAAGAGAGCCUCUCGAGCUUGAGGCGGCUGGCGCCAAUUUCGAUGCUUUUUGCUUUGUUUUCUUUUUGCUAGUAGUGUUAGCACAUUGUACAG